UCGAGGUCAUAGUAUAUGUAAAUGUAUAAUCUAUAAGUUAUUCGUAGAUUAUUUCUUUUGUAUAGAAACAUUGUAAGAUGAACAUAUGUCUGGCUGACAGAAUUCUUCUGAUCUCCAACUUAAUCAUCCCCCAUGAAUUGACUGGAUAAUCCGGGCCUAUGUCUUCUUCCAGCCAGAUGUAAAAUCAUUACCUUAGUGGAGCGUCUGUUUGGCUGUGCGGGAUAAAUACAUUCCAAGCCACAUCCGGACAAAUGUUGAUGUUAAAUUCGAUAUAUCGUAAAGAAGAUGAACAGACCAUUAAUAGUUGUGGGAGUGAACAAAAGUAAAAUAUAUUCCGGAUACACGUUUUCUACUAUUUCACAUUUUGAAGAGAACCCUAACCUUGUCAAAUCAUUUUCAUGGAAAUCAGAAAAGUUUUGUAGACUUUCUUUAGAAACACCAACGUCUAUUCUUCUCAAUGCGGAAAAGAGCUUUGAGAGUUUUGGUUACGAGGCAGAAGAUCAGUACAUGUCAUUGACUGAGGAGAUGAAAGAAUCAAAUGUGUAUUUUUUUCAACAUUUUCUUUGUCAAACAAAGUGUUAUCGAAAAAAUGGCGAAAUGUUAGUGAAACCUACAAAUCAUUUUGGUCCCGUUCCGUUAAAAACUCUGUUAAGUCAUUCAUUAUCCUACCUCAUAAAACACUUUUAUUUAGAAGUCAUGAACAGAUUUUCCCCUUUUAAGGAAAAUUACAUUCUAUGGGUGAUCGUUUAUCCUGAUGAAAGCGAAUGGGUUGAUGUACGUUUUACAUUUAAUGAAGCGUGUGUAACUGCGGGUAUAAGUGAGGAAAACUUCGUUCUUGUUGGUGAGAGCCUUGCCGUCAAAUCUUUUGCUCGCCACAUUGAACAACCUAAGACAAAUGAAAUUCUACCAAACUGUACAGUCAUACUGAAUUGUGCCUUAACACAAGUAAGUCCGAAUAAAGCUCUUCAGAUAUACCUCCAAGUUCCUACAAAUUUAAUUGGCAUAUCUUCAGUUAUCGCCGAUAUAGAACCCAUUAUGACAAAGCGAUUAGGAUGUUCUAUGUUAAUUGUUCUGACUGAUAUUAUUUCUAGAUGCGAAUUCAUCAAUGAACUUGAGGUUAAACUAAAUAACCGUCCAAUGAAUCAAUGUGAUUCUGUCAAAAUUAGGGUUCUGAUGUUUUUUUUGGGGCAUAUGAGGAAACAUAUAACAAACUCCAGGAAAGAGGGAUUCCGAUUACGGAGUAAAUUUCUGUUCAUUGACAACACAGUAAUCCAUGAGGUGUUUCAAAGCGCAUUGGAACCAUUGAUGAAUCAUUUUGAAAGGGAAGUCAACGUUUUGAAUAGAGAAACCAUCCUCAAAGUUAUUCUUGUUGGGGAUUUUUCGAGAUAUGCAAUGACAAAGGUAGUUUUUCAGGAGAGAUUUCCGCAAUAUGAAUUCAUUGUACCAUUAAAUUCAUAUAUGUCGGCGACAAUAGGAGCAACCACAGCUGGACAUGAAAUACAAUCUGAUGAAUCAAACCGUAUUGUAUAUGUUCCAAAAAUGUCAAUUGUUGGGACGUCGCAUAUUGAACAUGAAUUUCUGAGUACAACAUCGGGUGCGUUUGAUAAUUCACUCAGCGAGAAAGCUGCUGCCAAACGUUCUUACCAGAUGCAAUGGUCCUUCGAAAAUUGCUAUAAAACUGCAGGAUCUGCUAAAUCUGAAGAAUUUUUGCUACAGAUCCUUCACGAGGUUUAUGAUGUAUGCAGAACUCAAGCUCAGCCUCAAAUUAACACAAUCAUACAGUCAUUUCAUCCCACCGUCGGGAUAGAUGAUAUUGAAACGUCAUUAUCGUCGGAUGUUGUCAAACCGUUGAUAGAGUAUAGAAGAAAGAAUGCUUUGAAAUAUCUGCCAGGAUUAAUAAAAUCAUUCGCAGAAACAUUGCCAAAUAAGAUCGACAUUUCUAAUACUCAGUUGUCAGUCUGCACUUCAUUUAUCGAGAAAAGUAUGGAGUGCUGCUGGCUCAUGUGUGUUACGGAGCCACCGAUGUUUUUGAAAUUUGAUUGGAACAAUAGUGAACAAAUAGAUUUGUUUCAGUUAGAGAUUGAAGGUGGCGACGGAAAGUACGUUGACAGCAUGCGAUGGCCUACGCUGUAUCUUCAUGAAAAUGGUCCUUUGAUGAACAAGGGCGUUGUAAAUGCGAAAUGACGAAAAAAAUAUUCAACUUCGCUUACAAAACUUUUUUUAUGUUCGAUAGUGAUGAAGCUUACAUGUAUAUUCAAUAUUAUUAUGAUAAUUAUGAUUCAAAGCCUGUAUAAAAUAUUAUAGUCAUUUAAUAAUACAUAGAAUAGAAUAUUCAAAAAAGUCACUGAUGAUGUUUUCGCUGCUUUUUCUCUCGGUUAAAAUGGAUAAUAUCACAGAGACGGAAAAAGAAAUCAGUUAUUCCAAUAAGGUAGAUCACGAUCUGUUGAUAGUAACUUGUCCUUAUUCUAAAACAGUGAGCCAUGUUUAUAUUGAGAGAUGAAUUAUUUAAAAUUAAUUAUAUGGGCAUUUCUAUCAGAUAUGUGUUUCAA
Molecule: messenger RNA, 2549 nt
Organism: Mytilus californianus (California mussel)
Lineage: Eukaryota; Metazoa; Mollusca; Bivalvia; Mytilida; Mytilidae
Exons: 3
Coding region: 286-2184 (632 amino acids)
Source: RefSeq, a predicted model, not a curated record